This is a messenger RNA of Clonostachys solani, 1728 nucleotides long. Lineage: Eukaryota; Fungi; Ascomycota; Sordariomycetes; Hypocreales; Bionectriaceae. The record is from the annotation of a GenBank genome assembly.
AUGUUGAAACAUUGGACGCUCGUCACGUUGACCCUCGCGGUCUUUGCUGCGCGUGGAGAUGCCAAUAGCGGUUCAUGUGGACGGCAGAAGCCAAACUUCAUCUUCAUCAUGACCGACGAUCAGGAUUCUCACCUCAACUCUCUCGACUAUCAGCUAGUUGUGCAAAAGCAAUUUAUCCAAAUGGGAACUUCGUUCAAGAAACAUUUUUGCACUGUUGCACUGUGCUGCCCCUCAAGAGUCUCCUUACUCACAGGCAGAGCCGCGCAUAAUACCAACGUCACUGACGUUAAUCCUGUAAGUGGAUACACCAAGUUCAUUGCCGAAGGCCUCAAUGACAACUACCUGCCAGUCUGGCUCCAGGCCGCUGGCUACAACACGUAUUACGCCGGCAAGCUGAUGAAUGGACAAACUCCCGCCACCUAUAACAAUCCUUUUGCAGCAGGAUGGACAAGAUCUGAUUUCCUGCUGGAUCCCAAUACCUACAUCUUCAACAACGCCACAAUGGUGCUAGACAACGGUUCUGUCGAAACACACACUGGAAAAUACUCUACAGACCUGAUUGCCAAUAGGUCUGUCGAGUUCCUAGGCGACGCCAUCAAUUCGAAGAAGCCUUUUUUCCUCGGAAUUACACCUAUUGCGCCUCAUUCUGAAACCCUUCUCACGCCUUCUGGGCCUAUUUUCAAGGCGCCUGUGCCAGCUGACAGACACAAAGACCUGUUUCCUGACGCCAAGGUUCCGAGGACUCCCAAUUUUAACCCCGACGUUCCCGGGUCUGUCAACUACUUUGCCACUCUGCCGAGGCUUACCGAUGACCAGGUCCAGUAUAACGACGACUACUACCGCCGCCGACUCCAGUCACUCCAGGCAGUCGACGACCUUGUCAGCGCUGUUAUAUCGAAACUGGAGAGUCAUCCAGAGGUUCUCGCCAACACCUACCUCUUUUACACUAGUGAUAACGGUUAUCAUAUUGGCCAGCAUAGGCUCCCGCCUGGAAAAUCCUGCAACACGGAGGAAGACAUCAAUAUUCCCUUCAUCGUCCGCGGGCCUGGAAUCGCGGCCGGCAAGGUCGCCACGUUCCCGACCUCACAUACAGAUAUUGUCCCUACAUUGUUCGAACUUGCUGGCAUCCCACUCCACGAAAAUUUCGACGGCCAGCCAAUCCCACUGACUAAAAAGAGUCAGAAAUCAAACAAGCAGAAGCAAGAGCAUGUGAACGUCGAGUUCUGGGGGGAAGGGAUAAUGGAGGGGACUUUAUAUUCUCAUCUUGCGGACCAAGUCAGCAAGAAUACCUACAAGACACUGCGUGUUGUUGCCGAAAACUACGACUUCUCGUACACUGUCUGGUGUACUAAUGAACAUGAGCUAUAUGACAUGAAGACCGACCCAUAUCAGAUGAAAAACCUGUACGGCUCCAAGGCGGCUACAUCGAGCUUCAACAUUCCCGAUCUCACAGAGCGACUCGACAGUCUUCUCCUCACGCUUAAGAGUUGCAAGGGGAAAUCCUGCCGACAACCAUGGGAGACUCUCUUUCCUUCGGGAGAGGUACAGAACCUGCAGCAUGCGAUGAAGAAGAAAUACGAUAGCUUCUUCAAAAGUCAGGAGAGGGUCUCGUUCUCCGCGUGUCUCAAAGGAUACAUCACGUCCGCUGAAGGUUCCUUGCACUCAGAGCCAUAUGCCGGCAAGCUCGCUGACGGAGAGUUCGAAGCCAGGUGGGAGGAUUGGGUUUAA